Trichobilharzia regenti is the source of this 8348-nucleotide messenger RNA. The record is from the annotation of a GenBank genome assembly. NCBI's taxonomy places the organism in Eukaryota, Metazoa, Platyhelminthes, Trematoda, Strigeidida, Schistosomatidae.
ACGCUCACACGCACACACACAUGCAUUAGUACCUAUACACUUGUGCACAUAUAAAAAUUAGGUAGUUUUUACAAACUGUUCAAACUGAAGAUGUUUUUCAUCGCUCAAGUUUGGAAAUAUGCCUACACAUAUACACACAUCUAUACAUCUAUACAUUAUUCAGCGAUGACAGUGAUGAGUAAUAAUUGUUGAUUAAAUUAAUUGGUCGAAGUUGGAGAUAUUUUUAUUUUGGUUUGGAAUCUAUACUGGUCACUGGGAAUAUAAUUGUUUCCCUGUAACCCCAACGCCCAUCCCCCAGCAAGUCGCAACAAACUUGUAGCAAAAUUGGUGACAUAUACCGUAAGAGGUGAAUUUUAUUUACUGCUAAGGUCUGUCGGAGAAACUGAAUCUGCACUUAUAAACUUUCUGAACGACAAAGAUCUUAAUGCAUUGCAUCACUUCAGUCCUAUCAAAUCCUCCUAAACAAACAACAGAACCGCAUCAGAUGACAAGGAAAAGUCUGUCUCCAUCAUCACCGCCUACUCAAGUAUCAGAAGAACUGUUUCACUCAUCAAUGCUCACACGUUCAAUGGUCCAAUCCUCGCCUACUUCAUAUGUGUCGUCAAUUCCAUCCCAAUCAACUGGACUAGGAAUCAAUUCAACAAAGCCACUCACCUCAAAUUUGAAUACCAAUGUGACUAAUUCAUUAGGACAUUUACCAUAUGAUCCUUUUAAAUGCAAAGUCAACCUCCCACUUCAAGACGGUGAUUCUCGUGGUAUUUAUGAUACUUCUGCAUUAGUAAACAGUCAAAAUCUACUAUCCAGUUUACCGUCAGUUUGUUUCGGUAUGUCAAAUGAUUCUUUAUUAAAUCAAAUAGCAAAUGGACAAGCAGUUAACCUUCUGUCGUCUAUGUCAACACCAUUUCCCAGUGAACUAUGCAUUAACAAAUUUCCAGACAGUCUAGUUCGCAAUUGGACUGAGGGUUUCACUGCUACAAAUUCUCAAAUAAGUAAUCCUUCGAUAAAUACUUCUCAGAGCAUAAAUAUGCUAAGUGGUAUGAGUGUCAGCAGUGCUGCUUUGUCUUUAAAAUGUCAAUCUGCAGAUAUACCGCUUAGCAUUAACGAUACAACUUUAGAAUCCCCUGAUAAUCUAGUCGUGUAUGGAUCAAUUUCUGACAACAGCAACAAUCAUUACAGUCUGGAAAAGUCGAAGACAACUCUUUCAGACACUGAAAGUAUUCAGAAUAACAAUUUCUCUGGUAUAAGUACAACUGUCUAUCAAAAUCCCUGUAUCGAGUCAAACAAAUCUCGAAUCAGUAAUCAUCAUACUACUGGCAGCAGUAUAACUCAGACUGGUACAACGAGAAAAAGUGAUGAAGAUUUUUGUGACCUGUGUCAAAAACACUUUUGUAAUAAAUAUUACCUACGUAAGCAUAAGAUAGAUGUUCAUGGAAUACACACUGAACCAUAUUCACACAGUCGUCGACGUGCUGGUGAAACACAAAUCGCGGUCAAUACAAAUCAUACAAAAAGCAUUAACUUAUCUGUUAACAAUAUCGGUGUCAGUAGUACAACAAUAUCUAAUGCCAGUGUUAUUACUCCACCGCUUAUCGGCAAUACCAGUAGCAGUGUUAUGCUUAAUGGUGAUAAUCUAAAGAUGAGAGAUAAGUCUAAAGCAGUCGAUUUUUCAAUAGAUUAUGAAAAAUGUAAACUGAACGACUUUCAGUGUGAAUCGUUUAAACCGCAUUCACCAACGAAAUUUGAAUUAAGUAAUAAAUCACUGUCCAACAUUUAUGAUUAUAUGAACUGUGGAAGUAAUUUACUCUUCUCUAGUCAGAAAAAUGAACCACUAAAUGAAAACGUCAUCGGAGGUGGAAUUAGUCAGUGGAGGAAAAAUUGUGUAAGUACUACUAAUAUAAAUACAUUCAGUAGUAUAAAAAACAGUGAUAAUAAUGGUGUUGGUCAAGCUCCUCACCCACCAGAACUCAACCUGAGUCUGAUCAACAGCGCAACAAACAGCACAUGCAUAUCACCCACUUUUGAUGUGAAUACUACAACAGCUAAUAAAUACAAUGUUGGCAGUGAAGCCAUGUCGAACAUAAAUGAUCAGUGCUCGAUAAAUUCGUCGGUAUUGGAAACGAAAAACUUAAAUCCACUACUAUCAGCACAUCAUUACUAUAUGAUGGCGUUGGCUGCAAAUUUUUCACCCUCUACAGCCAACCUGCUUAACGGAUCAGAAAUGAUGAUGAAAUCAAGUUUGACAAAUAAAUUCACCUCAAAUCUGGACAUUCCUUUCUUGCCUAUACCAACAGCUUCUUUUGAUAUGAACAAUAUUGCUUUGAAUGAGGCUCAAUGUGAUCAAUGUCAUAAAGUAUUUUGUAAUGAAUACUUUCUUCAGCUGCACCGUCUAAGUCAUCAAAGUAAUUCAGAUGGAUCGUUAACGAGGUGCGAUGAAAGAAGUUUUGAUGCUUCUGAAGAAAUGACUACUGAAAUUAAAGAGGUCAGUAAUAUCGGUAGGAAAAGCACCCUACAGUGUGAUAAUGAAAAAUCGGAUAUGGACACUGAAAAUGAUAUUGGUCUUGAUUUUAAUUUACACAAACGUGAUCGAGACGAAACAGACGACGAAAAUGAUAAUCAUCAUCUAUUUCCAUCGAAUAAAUUUAGCAUUAACGACAUGAAUAUGAGUUAUUCAAGGAGUUCAGAGUUCAGAAUUAGUGGUAGUCAUUCAUUAGACGCUUUUAAAAACAGUAUGGUUGCAGCAAAAUUGGCUGAUCGUGUGACCUGUGAACUCUGCAAUAAAGAAUUGUGCAAUAAGUACUUCUUAAGAACACACAAAAUUCGAGUUCACGGUGUAUCACCAAAAGAUGUUGGUGGACCACCAAUGCGUAACCCACCGAUAAUUGAAAACUCAUCGCUUUCUUAUCCUUUGAAUGAAUCACGGAUUGGAAACUGUACAGCUACUUCACAAGAAACAAACUCUUCACUGAAUUAUGAUGAUAACUGUAAAACAGAUUCAGCAUUUUGUGAAGAUAUGAUGAAUUCUUUCAACUCUGCAUACUCGACACUCGGUAUGGUAAAUCAAUUUCUUCCACUUGCUUACUGGCCAUUAUUUGCUGCUAAUCAAUUUGUAUCCGAAAAGGCUGUAAACUGUCAAAUAGACAAGACAGCACUACCUGCUUUAGACAGUCUGGCCACAUGGAACAGUUUGAAUAAUCCUAUAACAAGUGAUAUGCAUAAUCGAACAGAAAGUACACAGAAUCUAGCACUACCGGAAAUUCCGUCUGCUGUAGCACUGAUUUACUGUCCAUUGUGUGAUAUGCCGAUUGGACCACGUUUAUUCUUACCUACACACUUGAACAGUGUUCAUAAACUGUGUCCAACUGAUCCAGACUUCUUUAUGAAUAUGUUACGCGCAAAACCGAUGUCAAAAGCAGAGCUAAUAACUGAUGGAAAAAUCAGUAAUUACUGGUCUACAAUAUUUCCUAGUCUCGAAAACAAACAACUAGGCAGUAAUAAUGAUCAAAAUAAUAAUAAUAUGCAAUUGAAGUCAACAAGUGAUACAUUUCAAAAGGAUCUCGAUGUACAUCAGUCGAGUAAUAAUGACAUGGGUAAUGGAAGAAAUUCACCGUCUGAUAAAAGUGAAGAUGUUCUCAAUAUGAAUACAUUUGGUGACAAUUUAAUCAUCAAAGAAUUACAACCAUUUGUUCAAAAAACGGAGAUUCCGUCAGUAUCCACUCAGUCAGUCAUAUCUUCGGGAACGCCGUCUAUGAAAACCUCAGAUGAUGGACUACAAGUGUGUACAGCAUUGAGCAGUGAUUGUAAAAUUGAAAUGCCUACUACAGAAUCUCAGCUCCCUUCCAACUUUCUUACAUCCAAUCCCCUUGUGUCUACGACAAAUUUGGUGCCAUUUUUCCCACUUAAUCUAACAAAAACUGCAGAAGAAGCAAUGAGUGAUAAUUUGGAUUCAGGAGUGAACCACACUCAGUCAUCUGUGUGUGGUAAUGCUGACUCUAAGAGUCAGCCGUCAAUUGCUUCUGCAGCUGCUGUCUUUUCUGGUCUCCCAGGUUUUAAUCCAGUUGUAGCAGGUAAUGCAACUAAUUGUACUCGACCAUGGAAUCCUCUGCCUCACUUAUCCACAACUAGUGAUUCAAGUAACUAUUCUACAUUAAAUCAACCUAGCUGUGCAAUUUCACCGACAAAUUCAACGGGAGUUGCUUCAAGUUCCCUUGGUCAUACAGGUGUACCACGAAAAUCACCUAAUCAGAUGCGUGUCCUAUGUGAUAUAUGCAAUAAAUGGAUAUGUAAUAAAUAUUUUUUGAGAACUCAUAAAGCCAACAAACACGGGAUAACAGACUUAACUCUUGGUUCUUUGGAGAAUUAUCGACCCGGAGUUGGAAAGUCAACUUCUGGCCUAAAAUCGCAUAUACACACAUCUUUCCGUAAGGCUUCUAACCAGUGUGUCAGGGAUUCCCCUCAGAUAGACGAGAACGAUUUUAUUAACUGUUCUAAUUUAAUUCAAACAUCGAGCUUACAUCCAGUGCUGACGACCACGUGUGAAUCACAACAAUCUUUGAAAAGUGCGCCAUCAUCUUUACAGGAAUGUCAAACUCACAACUCAGAACAGAAACCAGUUAUUAUUGACAAUCCUUCAGAAAAUUCACCUCCAGUAUGUCUAUCUGAAUGCAAUGAAAUUCCAGGAAUAAAUGGUUCCUCACUUCCUCUAACAUUCCAGCCGACUGUUACUCCAAAUUUAUCUUGGCUUGGAUAUGGCUUUCCUAAACAAUCAUCUUCUAUAGGAUCGUAUACAGCACUUAGCUAUCCAAGCAUAAUUCCAUUCCCACUCCUGCCGAAUUCGGAUAUCCAUUCAUAUUCAUCACAAACAGAAAUUACUGGAAAGUUGGCGACAAGUGAUUUGACUUUAUGUACUACUGAUUCAGAAAUGCAAAACGAAGAGGACAAGGAUCCAUUAAACUUGAGUUUAAAAGUAACAGAAGAUAAUUUGAAUAAGUUCGAUGAACAGGGCAGUUAUUGUGCAACAGCAACAACAACAACAACGGAAGCAGCAGUAACACCACCACCAACAACAACAACAACGACAACAAUAGCAAUGACUACAACUCGUAAUAGUUGUACUGCUUCCAAUCAACAAGAAACAAUGACAAAAAACAACCCAAUGGAUUGCAUGAAACGAGGACAUGCAAAGAAAUACUUUAAAAAUUACUGUUUCAUUUCUUAUCACAUUAAUCGUGCACGUAAAAUGAUACAUUACAAAUUGAAUAAACGCUUAUUAUGCUUACAGAUGAAAAGAAAGCAUAUUCAAGAUGUCAGAGGAAAAUUUUUUACAAAGCGUAAAACUAUCCUUGAUAAACGUUGUGAGCGAAAAGUGAACUGGUCAAAAAAUGAAUCAGAGAUAUCGGAGUGUCAAGCCGAUAGGGCAAUUAUUACUCCUCGUCAUUCUGUGAACAUUGUGACAAAAUCAUACAACUUACACCAUCGACAAAAAGAAAUGCGGCGAAGGGCGAAACAACGGUCAAUGAAACAACGUAAUGCAGUUAGUAAAUUUCUAGGAGAGGACUCUUCUUCUUCUUCUAUUUCUAAUACUGCCCUCCGUGUGAAUGAUAUCAGUAUCCUUUCUCCUAUGAAUAAUGAAGUUCAAUACAUCUCAGAAAAUCAGAAGAAUGAUUCGCUUACAAAUGGUGGCAAGCUUUUUACACCACCGAUUAAAUCCACUGCAUCUAUCUUCCCAACUCAGAUAUUUUGCCCUUUAUGCUUAGAUGGAGAAGCUUUUAUUCAGCCUAGUGAAUUUAUGCUACACUUAAAACAGAAACAUCCAGUUUCUGAGUGUGAAUCAGUUAUGAAUUUGUUUAAAACACAACUAGAACUAUACAACUCUCAGAAUCUUAUCUUUCAAAUAAACAAUCUGGCGGCAUCAAACGGUAGCUUGAAGUCUGCACCAUUAAAUACAUUCAAUAAUGUGUUUGCCCUAUCACCAAAUAAUAUUUUGGCUGUGUCCUCAUCCAUGGGAAGUACAGAGUCUGUAAAUACUACUAAUUCAUGGCCUGAAACUCAAAAUGAAAUCAUCUACGGCAUCCAACCAAAUAAUAAUAAUAAUCAGUAUAAAUCAAUAAAUUCAAUGACUUUUACUGAACCCAUGGAAAUAACUCCUUCUACUUGUUGUUAUCCAGCUUCAAUUGUUUCUCAGUCAUCGGUGAUCCUCUCAUCGUCACCAUCACUAUCACCGUCAUCGCUACCAAUGUGUUCUUCUAUUGCUUCAUCGAUUUCGAAUCCAAUUAUGCCCACAUCUCGAUCGCUUGGAAGACCUUUAUUCAUGCCAGUCAAUUCGUUUACAAAAACUCUUUCAACCAUUUAACUAAAUCGAUAACAACGCCAAAAAGAAAAAGAAAUCUAACAAGUGGGAAUGAGUAACUUGCACGUCUUGACGCACGCACGCAUAACAUAACUUCAGUGUGUAUAUCCAGGAGAAAUCCUAAUCACUGAUUCUUAUCUACAAUGAUAAUAAUAAUAAUAUUAGAGUGGUACACCUUUUCUCCAGAACGAUUUCUUUAUACGUUUACCAUUCGGUUUCCAUGUAAUCUUUUCAGUUACUAUAAUAUAAACUUUUUUUCUCCUUCUUCUGUGGAUGAAAGUAAAUCCAAUGCAAGCGUAUUUAUAAAAUCAGAAAGAUAACUGAAUUUUUCAUAAUGAAAGACAAGCAUAUAUUGUGAAGACUUUGUUGACAGGCUGUUUGAGCAUUAUUCCACUCUUUCUCUCUGUGUCUCUCCGUAUUUUAAAUCCGGCAUGUUGUUGUCAUCAGUUUAUUUGCUCUUCGCCUUCUUCUUCUUCUUCUCGUUUUAUCACCAAAAUGACCAAAUAACCACCGCCUUUCUGUUCUUUGUUUAACACGUCUCCUGUUCAUUUUUCUCUCUUUCCAUCUCUCUCUCUCUCUCUAAAUAUAUGUAUAUGCAAAAACAUACUGGUUGGAGGGCUAAUGUGGGCACCUUUCAUGUAUUCGCUUCAUACGGUGGUUUUCUGUCUAUAUAACUCGAAUCAAUGAAUGAAUGAAUGAAUACUCUGAAGGUGAAUAGAUAGAUAACUGGAUAAAAAACAUGUUGGAAGAAGAGCAAAAAUUGAAUUACUGAAUGAAACUUUGUAUUUUGCUCCGAAUUGCUUCAUUUUCUUCUUCUUCUUCCAUGAUACUACUUAUUUCACUUCCUAUAUAUCAAUUUUGUACAUAAUAUUUUGUAUACUUUAAAUUUGAGCGGGUUCUUUUUAAAUUAAAAGCGAAUUUAUUGACAUGAGUACACACCAGCACGUUCACACUCACUCACUUACACGCAAACACACACAGGCACACAUACACACGCACGCACGCACGAGUGCACAGUUAAUACAAUCUCCUGCACACACAUAUACAAAAUAAAUAUUCACAGCUGUAUCUAUAGGUGAACCUGGAACUGAAAAACAAAUGAAGAUUGAAAUAAUUGUUGUUUACGAGAUUAGUUAAUUUACAGAUAGACAAAAAUAUACAUAUGAGUUGUUGAUCUUAUGUUCAAUAUUGUUAAAUAAAUGUUAUGUUGCGUUCGUUCCUUGAUAAUUGUUCCUUGUUCUUAAGGGACUUUUCAUUUUGACGUUCCUAUUGUUGUAGUGACACUGCUGGUAACGACUGACAGACAGAUGGCGUCUGUUAGUAUUUACGAUUGAUCGAGCUUUUGAAGGUGUAUGAUACAAUUGGUGGAAUACCCACCAGUCAUGCGUGUGAUUAUAGUUCGAUUCUUGAUCGAUGCUCUCCUAGACCUCGCCAAACCGGUAGUAGCCCAGUAAAGCGGAAAAGUUGAGCCUGAGGCUAGCAACCCCCACCUCGUAAAACAUCACCGCUGCUGAAACCUCAAAGAUUAAGCUUGCAUCUUUAUAUUCCGCUCGGGACGCAAAGGAACCUAUAUAUAUAUAUAUAUUCAUGAAGAAGUGGAAGUAAUUAUUUGACAUUAUUAUUUCAAUUCCUUUACUUUCCUAGUAGAACAAAGGGCUUCAAGCCAAAGGCUUGAAGUUUCGGUAACACUGGUGUCUUGUUUUAACGUGGUGAGGUUGCUAGGCGCCUCCCAGCCUUCCCUCUUUACCACUCUUAUUACCUGCUUAGCCAAGUUUAAGAGUGCGUGGGCUGAGGAUGGGACCCUAGACCACAAGGAUGGUUGUCGGGCAUUCUACCACCGUACCACUGACACAAUAUCUGCUAUUAGGUACCUCCAAAUAUGACGUAUUUUAUAAUGCUAUUCAUAAAAUAAGCAGUCUGAGUUAAUCUCUAGUAUAGAUUGACCUCAUAUAGAUAUGAAUUUAAUCAGUGCCUAUAGUAUUUCACGCAACACAAACAAUCU